Messenger RNA from Phaeoacremonium minimum UCRPA7, 789 nucleotides. RefSeq names its product putative exo-beta- - protein. NCBI's taxonomy places the organism in Eukaryota, Fungi, Ascomycota, Sordariomycetes, Togniniales, Togniniaceae. The transcript has 4 exons. Bases 1 to 789 code for a protein of 262 amino acids. The record is from RefSeq and is a predicted model, not a curated record.
AUGCUCAGCUUUCCCAUUCAGUCAUUCGUCGACACGGUGAUAAUGGGCGACCCGAUUGACCCUCCUGUUCUUCGCGCCACUGAGAACUUUUCAAUCCCAUUCCUCUGGUACGCCAAAGAUCCAAACUUCGAUGCGACCAUCAACUUUUAUAUCGCAAUGAAGAACCUUGUCCUGGACUCGACAUUGGUACCCCCAGAGCAGGAUAUCACUCUUUUGGACUGGAGUGGAGGCUCGGUAGGAAUUGUUAUGAAUGAACAGCAGUUCCAUUUCAAAGGCAUCACAUUCAAAAACAUGGAUAUCGGCUUGAAGAUUGAUAAACUAUUCGAAGGCACUGGACAAGGCCUGCAUUUUGAAUCAUGCAGAAUCGGUGUUGACACAAGCAACAAUAAUACUGGAUUCUUUGCCCUUAUUGAUUCCAGUGCUAAAGAUGUGGACGUCGUGUUCAAUAUUGCAGCCUCGCCAACUGCUCAGGGGUCAAUAGUCUUAGAAAAUGUGAAGGUGGACAACUCUGUUGGCUCGACUGUCAGUGCUGAUGGCACAAAUGUGCUAACUGGCUCCGUGGCGCGUGGCAGCUCGUGGAUCUGGGGCAACGUGUACUCUCCAAAGGGUCAUGAGCGUGCGGAAGGGAAGCUGUAUCCAGCCUCCCGCCCACAACCACUCAUUGACCGCUCUGGGAGCUACUAUGCUGUGAAGCCUCCAACAUUCCAAGAAUGGGAUGUCGUAAAUGUUUUGAAUGUGAAAGACGUGUGUGGAUGGCCGGUAGCUGGAGACGGAAUCACCGAUGAGUAA